UGCAGCUUUGUUCGCUUAUUAGCCUAACGUCGCAGUUAGAACCCGGAGUUCAAUCAGCUUUGACAGCGGGUCUUGCUGGGGAAACUCCCGAUGCCCUAGUAGCUAAAAGCAUACCUAUCUACGAAACACCACACACACCUACGAUAUUUAUAAUAUGAGGUCGCUUUGUGACGAGCCGCCGGCAGUGGUAGCGACAGUGCCUUUCGGCAGAGAAAUGCGCCAGGCUCACUUCAACUUCGCUUCUUCUUACACUCCACUGAACCAUGGUUCGUUCGGGGCCUUCCCCUCGUGUGUUCGAGAUUAUCAGCAGCGGCUGCAGUGCGAAACUGAAGCCAAGCCAGACACCUUCAUACGUUUCAUAUAUCCUAGACUCCUACGAGAAGCAAGGGAGACUGUCGCUCCGCUAUUAGGGGCAGAAACUGACGAAGUAGUUUUCGUACCUAAUGCACUUACUGCGAUUAACACUGUCUUGAGAAAUGUGACAUAUCAAGACGGCGAUGUCAUACUGUAUUUCAGUACCAUCUAUGACGCAUGCCUCAAGACUAUUCAGUCGCUAGAGGAGACUACCGGGGUCGGAGGGUAUUGUAUCGAUCUGAUCUACCCAAUCGAGGAUGGAGAGAUUCUCGAGAGAUUCCGUGCGGCGAUCCUUGACAUUCAGAAGCAGGGCAGUUCGGUCAAGCUAGCCAUGUUUGACACAAUCCUCACUUUUCCCGGAGUUCGAUUCCCAUGGGAACGUCUAGUCUCCAUAUGUAAAGAACAUGGUAUCCUUAGUUACAUAGACGGCGCACAUGGAAUAGGUCACAUCGACUUACGACACGUUGGCCGUAUCGGACCGGAUUUUUUCAUAUCCAACUGCUACAAGUGGUUCAUGGUUCCUCGUGGGUGCGCGGUGUUAUACGUACCCUUUCAUAACCAGGCUCUAAUCAGGACGACUUACCCAACUGCGGAAGGUUAUCAGCCAGUAGCUCACCGAGAGAUGAUGUCUCGAAGGAGCUAUUUUGUCAAUCUGUUUGAGAAGGUAUCCACGAUAGAUACUACUCCGUACAUAUGCGUCAUAGAAGCGUUGAAGUUCCGAAAUCAGGUUUGUGGUGGUGAAGAACGGGUACGCAACUAUUGCAUUAAUCUCGCAAAGGAAGGCGGCGAGUUGAUGGCCGCGAUACUGGGAACGGAGGUUCUCGAGAACAAAACGGAAACGCUUCGAAACUGUUAUUUCACUAACGUAAGGUUACCAUUAGAAGUAGCAGAAACAGCAGAAGAACCGGAUGAAUCCGGCCAGGCGAUGCGUAAGGUUCCAGCUAAAGAGGCAAAGGCUGUGGCCGACUGGAUUACCAUCACGACAGUGGAGGAAUUCGACACAUUCAUAGCGACAAGAUAUUACGCCGGCGCUUUUUGGAUUAGGCUAUCCAGUCAGAUCUACCUUGACAAGGCCGACUUCGAAUGGGCCGCAAAUGUUCUGCUCGAUCUUUGUACCCGAGUAAGAAAAGGUUUACGGUUGACAUAGGAGUUAGGCUGCCUGUUCUCCUAAGAAGAGUCAUAAAAAAAUUUCGAUGAAAGGUAGGGCCACUAGAUCUGAGCAACGUGUUCCUGGGGGUGUCGGCACUCGACGACUUCCCAAACCUCUAAAUCAUACAAUGUGCCCAAUCAGAGCAUUCAAUAGACGGUAAUAAAGGUAAGAAGAGAGCGAAUACCAUAUAUAUAAAUCUAUUUAUUAUAUUAUUUGUUGUUAAACUCAUUGG
Messenger RNA from Hypoxylon trugodes, 1736 nucleotides. RefSeq names its product PLP-dependent transferase. The record is from RefSeq and is a predicted model, not a curated record. NCBI's taxonomy places the organism in Eukaryota, Fungi, Ascomycota, Sordariomycetes, Xylariales, Hypoxylaceae. The transcript is spliced from 4 exons. Bases 155 to 1501 code for a protein of 448 amino acids.